This is a messenger RNA of Penaeus vannamei (Pacific white shrimp), 488 nucleotides long. RefSeq names its product pro-resilin-like. Gene Ontology annotation, cellular component: extracellular matrix. The record is from RefSeq and is a predicted model, not a curated record. NCBI's taxonomy places the organism in Eukaryota, Metazoa, Arthropoda, Malacostraca, Decapoda, Penaeidae.
CCUCACACGCCCAAUCAUGAACACCAAGGUCCUCCUCCUGCUCAGUCUGGCAGCCAUCGUUGCCGCAGACAGCCGUGAAAUUUACAGCCCUCGUCAGUCUUCUCAGGAAACCGAGUCUUCCGAGGAAUCUUCAGCGUCUUCCGAGGAAUCCUACGAGUCCUCCGAAGCCAAGUACAGCUUCAACUGGGCCGUCAGCGAUGACUCCUCAAGCAACGAGUUCGGACACCAGGAGGCCCGUGACGGCGACCACACUCAGGGAUCCUACUACGUGCAGCUCCCCGACGGCCGCCUGCAGACCGUCAAGUACUUCGUGGACGGCGACUCCGGCUACGUGGCUGAGGUCAACUACGAGGGCGAAAUCUCCGACGAGUCUAACUCAUCCGAGUCUGAGGAGGAUACGUCAAGAUACGAGUCAUAGUACAAAUGAUAAAAAUAACAACAGUAUAACAUUUAAGGAUUGUUACUCUUGUUUGUUUAAAUAAACUAUU